AUAAUUAGUAACAGAAAAAUUAAGAAAAGUUAACUUUGCUGUUAUUGCUAAGUAUGACACUCUAUAUGUAAGACGAAUAAGAUAUUAUACGAUAAAUCCAACAUUUUAAUAAAAUAUACAAGUAUUCAAGAUUUAAACGAGAAAAUGAUGUUUUACAUAUAUUUAAUAACCAUCGUUAUUCCUAUUUUCAUACAGCAAGCAACACAAGUGCCGAUAUUGAAAAGUAAUAAUGUAAAGUCAUUGAAGACAAUUACGCCGAAGCAUUCUUACCCAGUGAUCUCAGAAUCGGAUACCAGACCAGAGCUAUAUCUUCAUAUUUAUCCUUUGAAAAAACUAAAAUUCCAAAAGGAAUUAAAUAUGGAAAAUAACAAGAAACUGUCACAAGGGAAGGUCCCUGCGAACGGGAAACUCGCAGACAAAUAUAUCAAGAAUAAACUAUUGUAUCAAACAGAAGACGAUGUUUAUAUAGAUUUCGAUAAUAAUGAAAAGGAUAAUGAGAUGAAAUAUGACGAGCAAGACAAAAGGCCUGAAUAUGACGCUUAUGGCAAACGAUAUUACCGCGUAGCGACGGAUGACGUCAGUGGCGACGGAAUUAAACAAUAUGUGUAUGAAGACGAUUUCGGUACACGAUAUCAUAAAUUAUACGUAAUUGAUGAUCGAUCCGGUUACGUUGUCAUAAAUGGUGUCCGUUACCAACGCACCCCACAACGACGGCCUGAGAAACUGUCGCCUAGGAACAAAAACGUUCAAUUAAAUAAAGAAAUUUAUAGUAAACCUAUUCAAAAUUUUAAACAGCGUAACGUUAACGUAAGUUUUAGUAAGUUAUCGGGUCACAUGGGCAAAGUUACUCAAACGCGAAACAGAUCCCACUUCAAAAAUUGAAAUAAUUUUAAGAUGAAAGCAUAACAUUUGAAAUAAAAUCUGUACAACUUAUCUAUAUACUUACCCAUUUAAUAAUAAAUAUUUGUUAUAAUAC
Molecule: messenger RNA, 976 nt
Organism: Nymphalis io (European peacock)
Lineage: Eukaryota; Metazoa; Arthropoda; Insecta; Lepidoptera; Nymphalidae
Exons: 3
Coding region: 145-882 (245 amino acids)
Source: RefSeq, a predicted model, not a curated record